CCGCCUCCCUGACGUUGAUAUUUAAAGGUACAGAGUGCCAACGCGGACCGACCUGCAGCUUACACACGACAAAGCGAGGUGUUGCGAGAACCUGCCAGAAGCUGUCGAUCAUGAUGCUGCUCAAGUCACUAGCAUCCCUCUGCAUCCUGGCCGCCGUUGCUUUUGCUGUACCUGCUCAGGAGAAGCGCAUCCAUCACCAUGUUGAUCUGAGUGACCACAUCCACGAUGAUGCUCAUGGCUUCCAGUAUGACCAUGAGGCCUUCCUGGGCAAGGAGGAGGCAAAGACCUUUGACCAACUGACCCCUGAGGAGAGCAAAAACAGAUUAGCGAAGAUUGUGGACCGCAUUGACACUAAUAAGGACAGCUACGUCAGCCAUGCAGAGCUGCACCACUGGAUCAAACACAGGCAGAGGAGGUACAUCGAGGAGAAUGUGAACAAACACUGGAAUGACUACGACAAGAACCAAGAUGGCAAAAUAGGCUGGGAGGAGUACAAAAACACCACCUAUGGCUAUUAUCUGGAUGAGGAGUUUGAUGACAUUGAAGACAAGGCCACUUAUAAGUCCAUGCUCAACCGAGACGAAAGACGCUUCAAGGCAGCUGACCGGGACAGUGAUGGUAUUGCCACACGUGAGGAGUUCACUGCCUUCCUUCAUCCUGAGGAGUUUGAUUACAUGAAGGAUGUGGUAGUGCAGGAAACUAUGGAAGACAUUGAUAAGAAUGGGGAUGGCAAGAUCAACUUAGAUGAAUACAUUGGUGACAUGUACACACCAGAGAAGGGGGAGAGUGAGCCUGACUGGGUCCAGACAGAGCGGAAACAAUUCUCAGAGUUCAGAGAUGCCAACAAGGAUGGCUACCUGGAUGCUAGUGAGGUGGCACACUGGAUUUUGCCAGGAGAGGUUGACCACGCUGACAAUGAAGCCAAACACUUGAUCCACGAGACAGACACCGACAAGGACGAGAAAAUAACCAAGAAGGAGAUCCUGGCCAACUGGAACAUGUUUGUGGGCAGCCAGGCAACCAAUUACGGGGAAGAUUUAACGAAGAGACAUGAUGAACUUUGAUGAGCCUUCAUGCCUUCAAGAGAAGCUCAUUGGGUUCAUAUUUCGCUACCAUGGAGAAUUCAGUUACAGCAGUUAUGGGGGGGGGGGGGGGACUCAGUAAAGUUCUGACUUUGGGUUACACCAGAAUCAAGGGUAUAAUCAUGUACUCUUGUUCAUACAUGCACAUACACAACUUCUCAUUCACAUGCACACAGACUUACUGAAGCAUGUAGUCACAUACUGUGUAUGUGAGUACAGAUGAUAAUUGAUGACCCUACACACAUUUGUUUUAUUAAUAUAUCCCUUUGAUUAUUUUUUUUAUUUUUUUAUUUUUUUAAACUGAGAUGCCUAUCCUCAUAGGCAAAAUAAUGUCCAGUGAAAAUAAUAGUGGAUAAUGUCCAACAUGCACUGGAAUCCAGCUGAAACAAUGCCAUUUGUUCCAUCAGCUAAAAAGAUCUCAAUACAUGGGGAUGCAAUUGUUCUUGUAUAAUAUAAGCCAGCAAACAUUGGGGAUACCGAGUUUUUAUCUGAGACAGACAUGUUUACAUAGAUCAGUGAGCAUGUGAACAUUUGCGAACAUUUGUAGUCAAAGUGUAUGAAAUGCACAUUUGAAGGAGAGGAAAAGAUGUGAUUUGGUGAACAAAGGGCUGUUACUGACUUUUUUUGGGUUUGACUAUUAAAGCUUUUUUUUCUACAAGUGUAGUUUUUAUUUUGCACUAACUACUUUUGAAACUUCAGUCGCAUUACUUUAAAAUGUAGUA
Molecule: messenger RNA, 1804 nt
Organism: Xiphias gladius (swordfish)
Lineage: Eukaryota; Metazoa; Chordata; Actinopteri; Istiophoriformes; Xiphiidae
Gene: rcn3
Product: reticulocalbin 3, EF-hand calcium binding domain
Exons: 8
Coding region: 111-1064 (317 amino acids)
Cellular component (GO): endoplasmic reticulum
Molecular function (GO): calcium ion binding
Source: RefSeq, a predicted model, not a curated record